Molecule: messenger RNA, 1011 nt
Organism: Knipowitschia caucasica
Lineage: Eukaryota; Metazoa; Chordata; Actinopteri; Gobiiformes; Gobiidae
Source: the annotation of a GenBank genome assembly
AUGUCUCUGUCCAAAGGAGGGAAGAGGAAGAAUCCCGGGCUCAAAUUGACUAAAGACGUGUUUAAGCCGCCAUCACCAGCAGCCACAGCACCCCCUCGAGAUCUCGACUCCAAGGCCUGUGUCACAAUUGGAGACAGGAACUUUGUGGUGAAGGCUGAUGACUUGGAGCAAAUCACGGAGCUGGGGAGGGGGGCCUACGGAGUGGUAGACAAGAUGAGACAUGUGCCCAGUGGCGUGAUCAUGGCUGUCAAGAGGAUUCGGGCUACCGUCAACACUUUGGAGCAGAAGAGGCUUUUGAUGGACCUGGACAUCUCCAUGAGGACUGUAGACUGCUUCUACACUGUUACCUUCUAUGGGGCACUCUUUAGAGAGGGAGAUGUUUGGAUCUGUAUGGAGCUCAUGGACACCUCUUUGGAUAAGUUUUAUAAGGUGGUUUUGGAGAAGAGCAGAACUAUCCCAGAGGACAUCCUGGGCAAGAUCAAUGUAGCCAUCGUCAAGGCGUUGGAGCAUCUGCACAGUAAUUUGUCCGUUAUACACAGAGAUGUGAAGCCUUCAAAUGUUCUCAUUAACACUUUGGGCCAAGUGAAAAUGUGUGACUUUGGCAUCAGUGGCCAUCUGGUGGACUCUGUGGCUAAAACUAUGGACGCAGGAUGCAAGCCAUAUAUGGCGCCGGAACGGAUCAACCCUGAUCUGAACCAGAAGGGCUACAGUGUCAAAUCAGACAUUUGGAGUCUGGGCAUCACAAUGAUUGAACUUGCAAUUCUGAAAUUUCCAUAUGACCCCUGGGGCACACCGUUCCAACAGCUCAAGCAAGUGGUGGAUGAGCCUUCUCCACAGCUGCCUGCCGACCAGUUUUCCCCUGAGUUUGUAGACUUCAUCUCCCAGUGCCUAAGAAAAAAGCCAAAUGAAAGACCUGCUUACACAGAGUUGAUGAAUCAUCCCUUUUUCACCCUGCAUGACUCCAAAGACACAGACGUGGCCGGGUUCGUGACGGCCAUCCUGGAUGACUGA